ACACUUGGUCUCACUUUUGACACUUUAAUCCACAGAUCAGUCCAUAAACUGAGAGACACUUUACGGACAACUCUUUCAUACCAUAAGUCCAUCGCUUUGGUCACAUCGUGUGUCACAAGAUAUCACACAAACGGAUACAAUCAUCAAAUCUGUGAAAUGCCGACAAAACUGUCGAAACCGUUAUCACCGGGAGAUGUGAUCACUCAAGACAUACCUAUCAUUCAUAUACUAUUUGACAAAUGCAAAGACAAAUAUUGCGACAAUUGUUUCAAACGCUCGGAUCAGUUGAAGAGAUGCGCGAAAUGUCUUCGUAUGUAUUAUUGCGGUAAAGAGUGUCAGAAGAAUGACUGGAAGUAUCACAAGAAUGAGUGCCCACUCUAUCGUAUGGACGAGGCUUUCCUAAUGACAGAAAGAAACCGGUUUUGGUUCCGACUCUACCUUUCGGUGCAAUUGAUUCCAACUUUUGCCACAAAAAAGUACCGAUUGUUUGACGGAUCAGAAGUGAGUCUCAGAGACAUCAAAGUGAGACACAGAGAGGUGAAUGUCGACGGUUUGUUUGAUUACAUUGGAUUCGUUAGCCAAGGGUUAAGACGAUUACAUUUACGUAACGACCGGCAGGAGGUUCGCCAUUGGUUUGCAUUCGUAUAUACUAUUCCUCUAAUUGCCAUCAAAUCUUGUGAUGUCCCACAUGUCGGCGACGGCGCUAUCGGUCGCGGGCUAUACAUGCAGUACACACUCCUCGGCCAUAGCUGUCAACCCAAUAGCGCCUUUGUAUUCAACGAUCAAACAAAGUCAAUGGAAUUGCGAGCAAUGCGUCCAAUCGGCGCCGGAGAAGAGAUUACCAUUAGUUAUAUACAGAUCUAUAAAACUCGCGCCCGAAGACAGCGAGAGCUCCAAUGGUUGACAAUAGUGUGUGAGUGCGACAAAUGUGUCCACCAUUUGGACCGUCGGGUCGAUUAUAGGGCAUCAAAAGUGAAGAGCUUUUGGCCAUCGCGUGAGUUCUCAUCCGCUGAAGAAGUAAUGCAUUGUCUGCGGGAACUGAUGGACGAAUUGGAUGUGAUUUUCGGUGAUUAUCAUCCGCAGAAGACAUGUCUUAUUCUAGGAAUUGUUAAGAAAUUAUUGCAUUGUCCCGAAAGAGUGGUUCCCGAAACGCUUUUCGAUGAAAUGAAAGCCAAUCUAAUGAAAGCAAUUGAUGUGACAUUUCUGGCCGACUGUCCACUGAGAGGUCAGUCGCCGAAGACGUUAACCGUCGAUGAAUUGACAGCAAUUGAGAAACGUUUGAUAGAAAUGUCACCAAAACUAUCGAAACCGUUAUCACCGGGAGAUGUGAUAACCGAAGACAUGCCUAUCAUUCAUAUAUUGUAUGAUAAAAACAAAGACAAGUAUUGCGAUAAUUGUCUCAAACGAUCGGAUCAGUUGAAGAGGUGCUCGAAAUGUCUUCGUAUGUAUUACUGCAGUAAAGAGUGUCAGAAGAAUGACUGGAAGUAUCACAAGAAUGAGUGUCCACUGCUUAACCACGAAUCGCUCCAAUAUUUUCUAUCCGAUGAUUGGAUGCGCUUUUGGUUCCGACUCUACCUUUCGGUGCAAAACAUCCCAACGUUUGCCACAGAAAAGCACCGAUUGUUUGACGGAUCGGAUGUCAGUCUCAGAGAUAUCAAAGUGAAUGCCAUUAACGACGACAAGAAAUGCCGUCUUUUGGAUAUGAUUUGCGAUGAUUUGAGUGAAUUAAACAUUGGUUGCGAUCGACAAGAAUUAGAGCAUUGGAUGGCACUUCUGUCUACCAUUCCUCUCAUUGCUAUCAAAUCCGGUGAUCUGUAUAUACGACAAGAGGUGGACCCAAUCGGUGCCGGUUUGUACGCCCAGUACUUACUGCUCGGCCACAGCUGUCAACCCAACAGCGCUUACCUUCUCGUCGGUAAAGAUCUAUCGAUACAAUUGCGAGCAAUGAGACCGAUAGCUGUUGGCGAAGAGAUUACCAUAAGUUUCGUGAAUUUGUGUAAAAGCCGUGACGACAGACAGAAAGCGCUUAAAGUCUUCUCAAUAGACUGCGAGUGCGACAAAUGUGUCCACCAUUUGGACCGAGAUUUAGAUUACAUGAACUCAAAAUUGAUUGAAUUCCUUCCUCUCGACGAUUUCACUUCCGGCACACAAUUAAUGCAUUAUUUAAGGCAAGCGUUGAGUGAAUUGCAUGUCAUUUAUGGUGAAUAUCAUCCGCAGAAGACAUUUUAUAUGAUAUCAAUACUUAUGAAAGUAAUCAAUUGUUCACUCAUUCCCGACACGCUUUGCGAUGAACUAAAGGCUGAUCUAAUGAAAGCAAUUGAUGUGACAUAUCUGGCCGACUGCCCAUUAAGUGGUCAGUCGUGGCAAACAUUGACUUUGGAUCAAUUGGAGCGAAAAAUGUCACCAAAACUGUCGAAACCGUUAUCACCGGGAGAUGUGAUAUCCGAAGACUUGCCACUCAUUCAUGUAUUGGAUGUGGAAUUCAAAGGCAAAUAUUGUGACAAUUGUUUCAAACGCUCGGAUCAAUUAAAAAGAUGUACGAAAUGUCUUCACAUGUAUUAUUGCGAUAAAGAGUGUCAGAAGAAUGACUGGAAGUAUCACAAGAAUGAGUGUCCAUUCUAUGGACAGGAAGUAAUACAAGUGUUGAUAGAAGACUAUUGGAUGCGGUUUUGGUUCCGACUCUACAUAUCAGUCAAAAAGAUCCCAACGUUUGCCACAAAAAAGCACCGAUUGUUUGACGGAUCGGAAGUCAGUCUCAGAGAUAUCAAAGUGAAUACCAAUCGUAUGACCAAAGAUGGGAUCAAUUAUUAUUUGUCCGCAAUGUGUCUCGUCUUAAGACAAGUGGGCAUAGAUUUCACUCGAGAAGAAGUGAACCAUUGGUUAGCCGUCGUGUUUACUGUCAUUAAGGAUGACAUUAAAGCAUACGAUCCGCAGACGGGAACCGUUGCCCUCAUUGGUCGCGGGCUUUACGUCCAGCACUUGCUUCUGAAGCACAGCUGCCGUCCCAACAGCUCUGCCAUCAUUAAUCUCAACGGACUGUCGAUACAAUUGCGGGCAAUGACUGCGAUCGCCGCCGACGAAGAGAUUACCGUUAGUUUAGUUGAUCUGGACCUAAACCGCGACGACAGACACUCAGCGCUCAAACAGUGUUCAAUAGUGUGUGAGUGCGACAAAUGUGUCCACCAUUUGGACCGUCGGGUCGAUUACCAACGCAUGCGGACGACAGACCUCUUCCCACUCCGUGUCUUCACUUCCGGCCAACAAUUGACUGAUUAUUUGCGCGAAUUGUUGGACGAAUUGGAUCUCGUUUUCGGCCAAUACUAUCCGAAGAAGACUAUUAUAUUGUCCACAUUUGUCACUCAAUUAUACAAUUGUCCCGUAAUUCCCAAAUGUGUUCUCAAGGAACUGAUGGUCAGUUUGUCGAAAGCUAUUGCUGUGACACAACUGGAAGACUGCCCUCUCAUCGAUCAGUCGCUAAAGAGUUUGCUUUCGGACCAAUUGUCUGAACAGCGAAUCGAUGAG
Medioppia subpectinata is the source of this 3522-nucleotide messenger RNA. Lineage: Eukaryota; Metazoa; Arthropoda; Arachnida; Sarcoptiformes; Oppiidae. The record is from the annotation of a GenBank genome assembly.